Molecule: messenger RNA, 5067 nt
Organism: Cercospora beticola
Lineage: Eukaryota; Fungi; Ascomycota; Dothideomycetes; Mycosphaerellales; Mycosphaerellaceae
Source: RefSeq, a predicted model, not a curated record
AUGGCCAUGCUCUGGGCCAACAUGACGGGCCUGUUGUGGCACCCCACGACGAGCUCCACCUCGUGCAGCACUACACUCACUUCGACUCUCACGUCGCCUACAUCUUCCGCUCCUUUCCACUCAUGGAUCCCAACCACCACUUCGUGCACCACUUCUUCGCUCGUUGCGCUUGGCACAGCCAGCAGCAUCCGCAUUUCGUUGACAUCCAGCGCAUCCUGGACAACUUCGACUUCCACUACUCCCUCCGCUCCGUCGAUCAUAUCACCGCAAUCCAGCUUUCUUCGCACUUCGUCGUCCGUCGCUUCUUACAGCCCAGGCUCCACAGGCAAGACCGCUACAUACAGCGCGUCCUCGACUACUUCACUUCACUCGACUGCUUCACUUCACUCGACCGUAGACGGGACCCCUCUCACAUCCUCCUCCAUCGCGCCUAGCAGCAUCAGCAAUACCGCUAUUUCCAGCACUUCUGCCGCUACUCCGCUGCCUGGAAGCAACACAAUCAUCGCUUCUUCCGCAACCUCGGGCAGAGACACAGUGAUUCCAUCUCAGUCACCCUCCACUCAGCCGUCUUCGAGUACUCCGGCGCUCACGCCGUCGAAGGGCAGCUCUCGCAGCUCCUCUACAUCUGAGCUGCCAGCUAGCGACAGCACCAGUCAAUUGCCGAGUGCUUCUGGCGGAGUCACGGCCUCUUCUUCCCCUGGAUCUGUUGCCACUGCUCCGUCAACAGGCGGGACUGCGGGCGGUACUGGUUCCUUCACUUCAUCUGGAAGCGCGCUCUCCACUGGUCUGUCCGGCACCUCGGGCGGACCUACAUUCACGUCUCGUGGUUCACUCACCGAUUCAUCUCGUGUUCCUUCCGCGACGAAUAGCCAAUCCGGGCCGCCCUCAAUCGCUCCGCCUAUCGGUUCUUCCGCCACAUUGAGCAGAGACACAGUGACCUCAUCUCAGUCAUCCUUCACAGGAUUGCCAUCCGCCAGCUCAGCCGCCGGUGCCAGUGUUUCCAGCCGCGGAUCUCUGACCAGCGUUCCAUCCAGGCCCACUCGGUCGGAGUCGUCUUCAAGUGCUUCCACAGUGAUUCCGUCUCAGUCAACAGCCGGCGGUACUAGUGCCUCCACAUUCAGCUCCUCUGCUGUCGCACCAUCGGCAGAGACAUCCUCUGGCAUUCCGAAUUUCACGCUCAGCAGGACGACCACAUCUUCCGGCAUCAGCCUCCUGCCUCCAUUCAGCCUGCCCUCGCCCGGCUCCAGCGCCCCUCCGCCUGGCUUAAGUCUGUCUCUACCCGGCUCCAGCGCCCCUCCGCCCGGAUUCAGCCUGUCCCCUCCUGGACUCAGCCUGCCUUCGUCCGGCCUCACUCUGCCUUCACCCGUCCCCGCGUCCACCACCGCAUUGACGAUUCGCCCACCUGGGAUCACCCUGCCGCCUACUGGACCGUCUCCCAUUACGCUUCCGCCAGGUUUAUCUACUUCGACAACGUCCAGCACAUCAGAUGACAGAUUCUUCUGGUGGAAUGGCACCAUGUUCACCUACACCGGCACAACCACAUUCCCUCCUGUUGCUUCUGCCACUGGCACCAUCACAGAGCCUCCAGCUAGCGUUACCACAGAAAUUGUGCCAUCUCUGUCAUCGAAUCAAUGGUACACGACCAUCAAGGGAGGAAAGCACACUGUGGUGCCGGUAAUUUGGUGCAAGAAAUGCGGUGGAGGAGUCAUCAUCUGGAACUUGUGGCCCAUUCCGCGGAACAUCAACAUCGACUUCCACAUACAAUUUCCCAAGCUGCCGGUUUUUAGGGUCGAUUGCUUCAGGAUCUUUGGCAUUCGCAUAUGGGGAGAUUGCGGCAGUCCCAAGACUGUUAAGGAGGACCCCGACGACCCUGACGAUGGCAAGAAUCCUCCACCCAAUCCCAAGCCAACGAACGAUCCAAACAGUACGGCGAAGCCAACAAGCGAGGCUCAGUCGAGCUCUGAAUCACGGAGCGAGUCGUCCUGCACAGCCAGCAUGGUGACCAAUACGGCUGUGACAUGCGUACCAACGACCUCUGGCACUCGAACAUCAUUCAGCUGUUCAACCUCGAUGUCAGCUUUCAGCGGCUGUACAGUGACUGGGACUGCGACGACUACAACCAAGUCCGCAACCCCUACGCCGUCUUGGGAAUCGUCCUUCUGUGACGCUGAUGGUGCAUGCUCUGGCGAAUGUCCAGCGUCCGAGGCGCCCAAGAGCAAGAAGCGUCAAUUAUCCGAGGCGCCCAAAAACCAGAAGCGCGCUUGGGGUGAGUUCGCCGACUUUGAUAAAGCCAUGGGGAACAGUUGGAAUAGAGCUGCGGUCAGGGUGCGUCAUCGCGUCAGCAAUGGGAUGACCCUGAACGGCAUUGAUGGCAAGCCUAUGCCUGCGAGGUCCGUCCACAAGCGCUGGAAGUGGCCUCCUCUUGACCCGAGUAAGCCCACUCGCGAGGAUGUCCGCUUUUGGCUUCGUGCGAGACACGCUGCUGCAGAGAAUGGCGAGCGAGUGGCACCAUAUGGAGUUUCUUCUGCUGACUGGGUUCCAUUCAACGACGAGUACGUUGACAUCGCCGUGCAAGGCUUGUAUGGAUGUACCAGCAUCAUAAUCGUGUCAAAGCGAGGUGCCUGGAUGUCUCACAUAUUUGAGCUGCCCACGAUGACGCUUGAAGACUUUUGGACCGACCUUGAUCCGGCCAUCUUUUACGGCGAUGGCAGAUAUCUUCAGGGACUCAACGACCUUUCUAAACCUGGUUCGAUUUUCGAUCCCGCUACCAGAGCCGAUGAUGACUUCAAGAUUUUCAUCUUCACGCCCGACGAUUCGCCUCGCCGCCGUGGCGCUCCGCAAGAAUGGUGGGGCGAUGGGGUUUAUCAAUAUCCUGAACGGGUCGAGGAGCUGAAGAGCUUGAUGAAUCGUCGCUUUGGCGUUGAGCCCGAUGUGCAUGCAUAUUACCGCCUACGACCCGCCAUGUCGGAUGAACAAACAAAUUGGGCCAUCGGUAUAGCCUCAAAGGACGAUCUGAAAAACCUAUGGGAGACGACUUCGAGUGGCCAUUACUAUCUCGAGUACAAUCCUAUAGCCGAAGAAGACAACAGCGACCAGGACGAAGACACACCGAUGACAGAUGAGGAUGGCAAUGAGUGCAAGAAGUACAAGGUUGGUUAUCGGCUUUGGGUCGACAGCUACAAGAACCCUACCUACCACGGCAAGCCAUACGCCGAGAAGGUUUGGACUCCACUGGACUUUCAAGUCUAUGAGUCCGACAGCGACAUGGGUAGUGACUCUGACAACUCGGACACGAUGGCUUUGUACUCCAACAAACCCGGCAACAAGACUUCCAGAUACUUCAGCAAGGCAGGCAACAAGACCUCCGCCUGCACCAAGAAGCCAGAGCUGGACCUCUGUCGCUGGGAGAGUUGUGCCAAAUCUUGCGUACUCAUAACCGGCCCGUCUCGAAGUGCAAUUAUCGCGCGAGCCUUCUCUUCUGUCGUCUCCUGGCUCUCAAAUCAGCUCCACUCUCUGCAUCUCCGCCAGCUGUGGAUCAGCCGAGCCAAGACGCCGCAAGACUACUUAUCGUACGCGAACUUCAUGACCGCGGAGUGUCGCCUUGCGACAAUGUCGCUCCAGCUUGACGGCGGUGAUCUGGGCGACGGUCACGGCAUGCGAGGACUUUCAAGCUCUCGAGUCGUGUCAUUCGAGGAUAAGCCAGCUUUCAACUUCGUCUUGGAAAACAUGUUUGGCUGCACCUCCCUGAUUGUAAUAUCUCGAAAGGGAUUUUGGAUCUCGCAUUUCUGGGAGGACAAGAACUUUGAAAACGAGGAACUCUUUCAGAAGGAAAUCUUGGAACAGAUGUGGACCGGCCGUGACGCGACUUACGUCGGCCUCAAUGACUACAAGAAUCCUGGUGGGAUACUGGAUCCUGACAACGGAGUUCAGAUCUUGAUUCUCGGGCCUCGAGAUUUUCCAAGCACUCUGGAACAGCUUCAAUCAGGAGUUUGGCCGGCAGAACUCGAUCACAGGCACACGAGCAAGUGGCAGCGGAUGAUCAGUAGUCUCAGGGCGACCUGGCCCAAUGCCAACAUCCUUCUGGAAGGCUAUGUUGCGCUUCGAGCUUCGAAACUCUGGAGUACCGUGCAGCAAGCCAGAGUUGUAUCGCCUAUGACCAAGGAGCGUCGAUGGGCCCUCUUUGCAACGCGCGAAUAUGGAAAGAUCCUGAUCCAGUGGGAUCCAAAGAUGAUCGAGGCCAACGAACAGUGUGAUCGCGACUUUGCAGGAUACAAAGUUUGGGCAGAUGUGCCCUAUCCACAUCUCAUAGAGUCCUGGGACAAGGAUGGCCUCUCACCUGGGGACACAAAGUCUCGUCGCGACGGCGCUUGUUCUGUUCCUCCCGUGUCGACAUGGAACACUGCUGCAACUGCUGCUGCUCCACCGCUUUCCCCCUUCACCACGGUACCGUACGACAGUGCAGCAACUGCGUGGACCUACACUAAUGAGCCGACUUCCUCGAAUGAAACCUCAACCAGAUCGACUCGGAGCACAUCCUCCUCUUCGGGAAACUCCACUUCGUCGACAUUCUCAAGCACCAUCACUUCGAGCAGGACUGUGAGUACCAGUUCCAAGUUCAGCUUCGCUCCAAGCACAACUUCAAAGCGACCUUCAUCAACCGCCGCUCCCAAGACCACCGCGCCUCCCAAACCCGUCUCCUGCGAAGUCCUAGGCCUGGGCUCGAGCAGCACUUAUUGCCAAUGCGACGGAAGCCUCCUCGUCCCAGCGACGACACGCACCGCCAAGAACGGCGACACCAGCUUCGAUUGUCCACUUCAGAGCACCGUGGUCUCUGGCGCCGCCGUCUCCCACCCUACGUGGGGUUUUGGCCAAGAAGGCCUCUCAACUGGAGCUUGGGGCAUCUCGGUGCCUUAUCGUCGCUACUGUAGACGUGGCACUAUGGGUGGCACGCUUGUGACGAAGAAGGUUGGGGAGAUGAGGAGAACUUAUGAUUGUAUUGUAUCUGGGGCGACUAUGACUGCCAUUGGCAGCAGUCCGGGGAAGCCGAAGUUGAUUGAGGGUGUUUGA